Fusarium venenatum is the source of this 1587-nucleotide messenger RNA. RefSeq names its product aspartic peptidase domain-containing protein. NCBI's taxonomy places the organism in Eukaryota, Fungi, Ascomycota, Sordariomycetes, Hypocreales, Nectriaceae. The record is from RefSeq and is a predicted model, not a curated record. Gene Ontology annotation, biological process: proteolysis. Gene Ontology annotation, molecular function: aspartic-type endopeptidase activity.
AUGCGUCCAGGAGUAUUACUAGCACAACUGGCUUUCGCCUCAUCGGCCAAUGCCUUCUUUCCUUAUGCCCCGGAUUGGCGAGUCGACGUUGGACAACAGAGUGUGGGGCGAAGGUCCAAGAGCAUUGGAAAUGGUGGUGGUGUUCGCAUGGGUAUUAAGCAGAGAGCUCCCAAGUCCAGCCAACCGAUAUCAGAGAGAGCAGCCAUCGAAGCAGCACGAUUAAUCGCCAAGUAUACAGGAGGAACUGUCCCAGAAACCAGUGUGCUAGCAAAGCGCGACAAUGAGUACAAUGUCAUGGAGGCGACAAAAUCGACAAAGAAACACACACAGGGUGUUAACCAAGACGGCACUGAUUAUUCGUACUUUAUCGAAGUGGGAGUUGGAUCAGAAAAGAAGCCCAUGUAUAUGCUUAUCGACACUGGUGCUGGCUCAAGUUGGGUUAUGGGCACUUCUUGUACCAGCAAAGCCUGUUCGAUGCACAACACAUUCGGCGCCGACGACUCAGACACACUCGAGGAGACAGACAAAUCUUUCAGCAUCGCAUACGGUUCAGGAAAGGUUGCUGGUAAUUGGGCAACUGACACACUCACCGUGGCCGGCAUGGAUAUCACCUACCAGUUUGGACUGACACAUACAACAUCGGAUCAGUUUCUCGAUUUCGCCUUUGACGGCAUUCUUGGCCUUGCGAUAAACAAGGGAUCCAGCGGAAGCUUUCUCAACGCCUUGUCCGAGUCUAAAGAAGUUGACAAGAACAUGUUUGCUGUCGCUCUAAACCGUGCUGCUGACGGUACCAACGAAGGCGAGAUCAGCUUUGGCUCACCGAACCCUGAUAAGUACAUCGGCGAAAUUUCCUACACAUCUCUAGGCAAAGAGAACGACUGGGCUAUCGAGAUGGACGACAUGGGAUAUAACGGCGAGCAAGCAGGUGUUGGAGGCUUGCGCAGCUUCAUCGACACUGGAACUUCUUUCAUGUUUGGUUCGCCAGCCAAUGUCAAGAAGGUCCAUGCUCUUAUCGACGGAGCUGAGAGUAAGGAUGGUACCACAUAUCAUGUCCCCUGCGACAGUAAGGGCAACAUGACCAUCAAGUUCUCUGGAGUCGACCAUGUUAUUUCACCAAAGGACUGGGUUUCCCCUCCCGACAAGGAUGGAAAGUGCACCAGCAACUUGUACGGAUUUGAAGUCGUCAAAGGUGCUUGGCUGCUCGGUGAUACCUUUAUCAAGAACGUCUACACUGUCUUCGAUGCAGACGAGCGACGAAUUGGGUUUGCUACCAAUGUGAUUACCAGUGGCUCUGAAGACUCCGACGACUCUGAAGAAGAAACCACUUCCCUGACCAAGACCUCCAACAAGCCAACUCAGACGUCUGAUACCAGCGAAGAAACCGGCAUCACCACCAACACUGUAUCAACUGCGACCGCAGUGCCGGAUAUGGGCCUAGGCAAAGAAUCAGUCUCGUCUGGCACUGCCACCGCCGAAACAAGCCAGGCGAGCGAGACACAAGACUCAUCGGCACCCUCAGGGCUACUAUCACAAGCCCGUUUCACAUUCAUUUUCUGUAUAGUACCAUUUUUCGCCCUCCUGGCUUAG